CCACGGUAUUUACAAUGCGCGCAUUACCCAUUCAGUGUCGAAGAAGACAGUAAGCGAAGUAAGGUUAAAGCAGGAAAUUUAAUUAAAACUGUGAAGUGAGAACGAGAGGAAAACUCUGGCGGAUUUUUCUUUGAAUCUGUAGACAGUUUUGUCGCUUUGCGGCCGCCAUAUUUGUGAUAAGUGAUCAAGUACAAAAGCUUUUCGGGUUUACAUCGCUGUCCAUCGUCGAAGGAUUUUAUUGCUGGUUUACACCAGUAUCUUGCUAAAAAGAUAUUACAAGAUUAGAAACAUGGCGGACAAGGCCACAAUACCAAAUCACACUUCUCCUGUUAAAUCUUUGUUAAACAACCAAGUAGUGAAAGCGGUAGAUGACAAAUCUUGGAAAGCACAGAUUCCAAUCCCUCCAAGAGAUAGAAGGAAACGAACGUCUGAUGUAACAGACACAAAAGGCAAUGAGUUUGAAGACUUCUGUUUGAAACGAGACCUGCUCAUGGGUAUAUUUGAGAAGGGAUGGGAACGCCCAUCUCCUAUCCAGGAGGCAUCCAUACCUGUAGCAUUAAGUGGGAGAGAUAUCCUAGCACGUGCCAAAAAUGGCACUGGUAAGACUGGGGCAUACUCUAUUCCUCUCCUAGAACAGAUAGACCCUUCUCAAAACCACAUUCAGGCCAUGGUUAUUGUGCCUACAAGAGAAUUGGCACUGCAGACUAGUCAUAUUUGUAAUGAGUUAGCAAAGCAUCUAGGUGUUAAGGUCAUGGUUACGACGGGAGGCACCAAUUUAAAGGAUGAUAUCAUGAGAAUUUAUGAAACUGUUCAUGCUGUAAUUGCUACUCCUGGAAGGAUCUUGGAUCUCAUGGAGAAGAAGGUGGCUACUGUUGACAAGUGCAGAAUGUUGGUUUUAGAUGAGGCUGAUAAAUUGCUAUCACAAGAUUUCAAAGGAAUGCUAGACAGAGUGAUCUCAUAUUUGCCAUCAGAAAGACAAAUUUUAUUGUAUUCUGCCACUUUUCCUCUGACUGUGGAGCAGUUCAUGAAGAAGCAUUUAAGAUCUCCUUAUGAAAUAAAUUUGAUGGAUGAGUUGACAUUGAAAGGAGUAACACAGUACUAUGCCUUCGUUCAGGAACGUCAGAAGGUCCAUUGUUUAAAUACUUUGUUUUCAAAGUUACAGAUCAACCAAAGUAUAAUCUUCUGCAAUUCAACGCAGCGUGUGGAAUUACUAGCCAAGAAGAUCACAGAAUUGGGGUAUUCUUGUUAUUAUAUUCAUGCAAAAAUGGCACAGGCACAUCGUAACCGCGUCUUCCACGAUUUCCGUGCGGGACUCUGCAGGAAUUUGGUUUGUUCAGAUUUGUUUACAAGAGGUAUUGAUAUCCAGGCAGUCAAUGUGGUUAUAAAUUUUGACUUUCCCAAAAUGGCUGAAACAUACUUGCACAGGAUUGGAAGAUCAGGACGGUUUGGCCACUUGGGUAUUGCCAUUAAUCUGAUAACUUAUGAUGAUAGAUUUGCCUUGCAUCGGAUUGAACAGGAACUAGGAACAGAAAUCAAACCAAUACCCAAGGUGAUUGACCCUGCUUUGUAUGUUGCUGAACAUCACCUGGAGGAUGACGAUGAAGGAAAUAUCAGUAAAUAACCAACUGAAGCAAUUGUACGUAGUAGGAGGUAUUAGCCCUGUGUAUAUUGAACAAGACAUACAAUCAGGUAAUCUUAACACUUGAUAAAACAUUGAGGGCAUAUCUUCCAAAUCAUAAGAACCUGUGUAUUGAAAUGCAUAUAGAACAAAUGAGCUAAAAUAACAAGUUUGAAACCUGACUGCUUGCAUGGUUUGAUGAGACUGCCAUAUCUCAGGUGGAAUUGUAUAAAUAUUUUAGCAUUUUUUUUUUCUGAAUGGAUUUUCUUUAGGCCCGAAGACGAGAGAUGGUGUUGUUCUCAUUGCAUUCAAAAUAUGACAAGACAGUUGUGAGUUGUGUUCCAGAGACGCUGCUAUGGACAGCUUUAAGAGUCUCGCCAUUGAGUAAUUACCGUGUGGCAAGGAUGCAAAACUACCCUGUUUAAGAUGCCAUUGUUAAAUGUUGUAUAGCCAUUUAGUGAAGUUUGGAUAUUGACCGAGUUCCAUUAUAGUGAAGCAGUUUUGCAGUGAAUGGGGAAGAAACUAGGAGUUGGAUGGCUUCAGUGCAUAGAUGGUUGUUUAUGAUGUGUUGGCUUGUUACCAGAAAAGAAAGCCUUGGCAAGUGUAGUGCAAGCUGAUGGAAAAAAACCUAAAAAAAAAACAGGACGAGACUUGGCCUGCCUCACGGAAUGACUACAGUGGUCUGGGCUUCUCAUGUACAGUUAGAACGAGUGCAUUGUUAACUUUUUUGGAGUAUAUCAUGGGUUUUUUUUUUAUUUUUAUUUUUAAAUUUGCUUCCUCCUGUUGUGAGGAAAGGAAAAUCUCCAGUAAUGUUAGUUUAUUUGGGUUAAGUCCCAAACUGGUGACAAUGCACACUUGUAGUUUUGUAUAUCUAUUUUUAUACAGCCAGGGCAUCAGAUGUCAGUGGAGCAUGUAGGCUUUGAGAAUGAAUGAGAGAACCUUGUAUUCGUUGAGAUUUUGCCUUGCAAGUUGGUAUACCAAAUACAUUUGGAAGUCUUAUUUUCUCUUGUAAGAUAAAUGUUUGAAGAAGUGAAAUAGUAUUUGACAUGUAUUUAGUUUUUAGUUUCCAGUUUUCAGCAGGCAAGUGGGUGGCAUUAAAGAGAUUGUGAUAAAAAGUUUUCAGAGAAAAUGCCUUGAAUGAACAAUGAUAUGGGGACAUUGUUGCUGUUGCUACUGUUCUUUAUUUGAAAUUUUGUUACUUGCUAUAGCUACUACAGAGACCACUGACACCUGGUGCCCCAUUUUCCUUCUGUGAAGAUCAGACUCUACAUCGCAGAAAUAUUUCUGACUUGCAUAGCAGGAAACGCAUAAAACAGUGUAUCAACAUCUGCAAAGUUUUGUGGUGCCAGAGGUAUGGACUCUGUUAUUUAAGGCACCUGAGUCUGUUCUGUAAGACUUCCAAAAAGUCUUGUGGUGAUGGGUUUGAUGUUCCUUUUAACAAAUUUGGAAAAGUCCAGGCUCGAAUGGGGUGCAGUACCUUAGUUUCACAUGUUGGUCUGCUCUCUUAAGUCUGACCAUUGUGAAAUUGUGGCAGAUGUUCCCUUGUUCGACUGAAAUUGAGAUACUUCUGUUAUACCACUUGAGAAAGUUUAAAUUGUUUUUGGGGAAAACCCUCUAGUACCUCAUCCAACUUAGUAUGUUUAUGGCUCCAUCUAAAGUCUGAUAUUUUGUUGUUUCAUUGGAUGUUGGUCCUCUUACAGAUAACGAGUAGUCCGUUUUUCUACAUAAUUUAUUGAAGCAAUGGAGCAAUAGUCUAUACUCCAUAGUUUAUAUGAAGUAUAGUACUGUAUCUCAGUGUUGAGGAUCUCUGCAAUCCCAUUCUCAACAGGCAGCAUCCUAAAUCAAACUGGGUGAUGGAUUGUCAUUUUGAAAUGACUUUUCUUAUCCUGAAUAUCUUUUAAGAUUUUUUUGAAAUUUGGAUUGCAUAUAACUGGCAACCUCACAUUUUUGAAGAAUCCCUAUAGUGAUAGCAUUGAGGAUAUGAAAUAUUGUAAUGUCAUGACAGUUAACUUUGGGGAUGCAGUUCAUAGGGGCUACAAAGAACUUAAACUAAAAAAAUAAUCUGUGAGGUAUGCCGUGAUUAGUUGCCAUGUCUCCAAUCUUGGUCACUUAAAAUCUGUAACUGUUGAGACAUGCAACUCUAAAAUUGAUUAUUGAUUUCUAUUUGAAAUGUAAAUUUGUAAAAUUGCCCCUUUUUGAGGAAGAGAAGGAAUUUGCAAUCUCAAGGUACACAAUUAUAAAGUGUAAUUAUAUUUGCAAUAUUUGUAAUGUAUAUUCAUAAAUAGCUAUUGAAAAGGGUAUAAUUUUUUAGACCAAAAACUCCAAACUGGCUUGCUUUAGAAUCUGUGGAAAGGAAGUACCUCUCUACAGGUUGCUUAAAGUAGGCCUUUGGGCCAAGAUUGUUAUUUUUGUGGGUAAUCAAAGCUUUUUUUUUUUUAUAUAUGAAUUGGUCUGGUAAAAUUAAUAAUUAAAAAGUUAUAGAACUUGAGAGAAAGAUAAGAAGAAGCUUACUCAGUGCAAUAAUACUCUUGAGGUAACAAUAGUGGUUAGUGCUAGGUACAUCUGGGGUGCCUCAAAGUAUGUAUUACAUAUGUAUUUUAAAAACAGACCUUGUAAAUUACCAUCUUCAUGUUUAUAAGUUGAAAGAAAUCUCAUAGAAUUAUAUACAAUUGCUUUAUAUGUUUAGCAUUUUGUACAGAAAUAUACAUGUUAUUGUACAUAUACAUGCACUUUUGUGCAACAUUGUUUCACAAACAUGCAUGUAUGUUAUGUAUACAGGUUUAUGAAUGUACAGAUGUCCGUAUAAACAAUUGUAUAUCAUAUAAAGCACAGUAUGUUAGUAAGAGAGAAAAGCUAGCUUGUGUGUGUAAGGAAAGGGUGUUAAGACUGCUCGUGUCUGGAUUAUGCCUGGUGUGAAAGGGUACUAGAGUAUAUGUAGGUAUGCGUGCACCUAUGUUUGUGGAUUUAUAUAUACAUGCAUUGAUAAUGUGCUGUGCAUGUGUAUAUCUGUAAACAGGUAUGUGUAUGUGCAUAUAGCCUGUUUACAUUUUUAAUAGCAUAUACAGACAACAUUAUUUGCAUGUAUGGGUAUGGUAGUUCUACAAUUUGUGAUAGGAAGGUGUGUGAGAGAUUUUGAUUACUUGGAUUAAUCUUGACUGAUUCUUAAGUACCUACACUGUACUAGUGUAUAUGAUGUAUGUUUGUGAUGUGCAUAUGUAUGCCAGUACUGUGCAUAUAUAAACUUAUGCACUGAUAAAUGAAGAUGUGUAAACUGUUGAAUGAUCGUUUAUAUAUGAAUGAAUUUGAUACUCAUAUUAAUGUGUAAGUGCGAUAGUCGUGGUACCAUCUUUUUUUUUAUUGGCGUGUGUGUGAAUCGAGAAUGAGACUAUUAUUUUUAAAAGGAUAUUUAUUUUAUCUGAUCGGUUGCAUUGCCUCCAAAAUGCUUAAGUUACCAAGUUGAGAAAAGGCUGCAAGUAACUUUUCCACCAUCUGGUUAUCAUGAAUUGGUGUCUUCAAUUUUAUGCUGAAGCCACAUGAAAGUCCUGUUAUUUUUUGGUAAGUUUUGCUUUAACAGUGACAGAAUAAAGGUAAAAUUUUAAUUUAAUGGGAUGUCACAAAUUUUAGUAAGGUUGUAAUGAAAUGUGCUUUUAAAAAUCUUGGGGAAAAAAAACUGGCUACAAGAGGCAAUUGAAGCUAAAAAGGCAAUGAAAUAAAGAAAAAAAAGAAAAAAAAACAAAAAACCCAAAAUAAAAAAUGAGAGUAGUAAAUAAA
Molecule: messenger RNA, 5389 nt
Organism: Macrobrachium nipponense
Lineage: Eukaryota; Metazoa; Arthropoda; Malacostraca; Decapoda; Palaemonidae
Gene: me31B
Product: ATP-dependent RNA helicase me31b-like
Biological process (GO): P-body assembly; cytoplasmic stress granule assembly; negative regulation of translation
Cellular component (GO): P-body; cytoplasmic stress granule
Molecular function (GO): mRNA binding; ATP binding; RNA helicase activity
Source: RefSeq, a predicted model, not a curated record